Molecule: messenger RNA, 1543 nt
Organism: Triplophysa rosa
Lineage: Eukaryota; Metazoa; Chordata; Actinopteri; Cypriniformes; Nemacheilidae
Gene: csf3b
Product: colony stimulating factor 3 (granulocyte) b
Exons: 5
Coding region: 301-924 (207 amino acids)
Biological process (GO): macrophage differentiation; positive regulation of myeloid cell differentiation; neutrophil differentiation
Cellular component (GO): extracellular region
Molecular function (GO): cytokine activity
Source: RefSeq, a predicted model, not a curated record
GUGUUUGGUUUUCCUGCAGUGAUGAAACGGAGGAAGUUCCAGCGCGAGAUCUUUAUGAAACACGACAAAUGUGUUUGAAUGAAUGUAACGCGGGUAAGAGUCACGGAAACGAAAUGUUGGGCAGAACGUGCGUGAACAAAUCCCUUGACACAUGAUUCAUUCCGAGAGCGUUCCCCAAGUUUUGAAACUUUUCCUGGUUCGCCGUGGGCUACACGCAUGCCCCUUCUAAACCAAGUCAUGGAUGUUUCCCCGGUUGAUCAAUCUCAUUGUGUUUAAAUAGAGCACACGAACACAACAUUCAUGACACUUCUAGCUACAACAAACACGAUGAAGUCUCAGCGUCUCAUUCUCGCGGUCCACUGCUGUCUCGCGCUCGUGUAUGCCGCGCCGCUUCCAGAACGUGACGCGCUGACGCGUGCGGCGGAGCUCGGCGUGAGUUUGGCGAAGAAGAUUCUGGACGACAUUCCGCGCGUGCACGACGCAUGCGUCAAAACAACGGGUUUGACCCUUGAACUCUCCGCUGAAGCACAUAACCUGGAGUAUUUAUUAAGCGAGAUUGGGAUUCCUGCAGCUCCGCUCCUCAAGACGAUCUCAGAGGAUCACAGUCUGGCCGAGAGCUUGAGUCGGAUGCUGGAGGGUUUAGAUCUUCAUCGGGACCUUCUGCAGAACCUCUCGGACGUCUUGAGCUCCACUGAAACACUCAAGCUUCUGUUAGCGGAUAUCAGAGAUCUGUCCGCUCAGGUCCAACAGAUGCAGCAGCUGGCUCAGAUUCCCAUGACGCCAUCCCAGAGGAAUAUUCCCCACGUCUCUUCCCGUCUCAGCAGUGAUUAUAAAGUGCAGGUGGCGGCUCAUCUGUCACUGCAGCAGCUGCGCAGGUUUACGCAGGACGUCUUCCGCUGUCUGCGUCACAUCGCCGUCUCCUGAGCCAAUCACACAAAAUCACCCGGACAAGUGCGGCUCGACCUGAUUUUGCCAAGCGGUUGAUAUUUUGGUGACCUAAGGACAACAAUUUUAUAAAUAAAACCUAAACCUAAACCCACACCAAGGCCCAACCCCAACCAUAACUGACCCCUGAAAUCAGAGGGAAAUGAGAAGUGAAAAACAACGGUCUAGAAGCACCUAAUCCUGGUUGGAAGAUUAAACUUCAAAUGAACUGUAAACCUGUUUCUGAAACCUGAUUGGUUGAUUUAAAUGUUGUCCCAGGGUCAACAGGAUGUUGCCCUAACGACAUCAACCACUUGGCAAAAUCAGGAGAGCCGACAAGUGCGUGUCACAUCCGUGUGUAACUGUGUUGUCCGUCACCUUUAACAGUGUAAGAUCAAGCACGUCUCCUCAUUGUCAUUGUCAAUGUAAAUAUUUAUUUAUUUAUUUAUUUAAUUAAUUUAUGCGACAACAAAAGCUUAGUGUGUUAACGAAGAUGUGGCUUUAAGAAUGUCUUGAUUGUGAUGAUGUGUCUUAAACACCAUUGAUUCUCAAUACUGAAGAAUACUGUCAAGUUAAUAAACUGUGAAAUGUCUCAUUUCCGAAAACGGACGUCUCCUCU